AUGUCGGAUAUCACAGUGACCAUAAAGUCUUCCGGAGACAAGAAGUAUGAAGUGACGUUUGAUCCUAAAAUCACCAUAUUGGAGUUGAAAGAAUUGAUUGCCGAGAAAUCGUCAAUCGCUGCUUCGAGUCAGCGUUUAAUUUACUCAGGUAAAGUAUUGAAGGAUGACCAAACAGUAGAAUCUUAUAAGGUGCAGAAUUCUCAUACAAUCCACAUGGUAAGGAGCUCUAAUGCUACUUCUGCAAAUUCUGGUGCCACCGCCACCGGUGCCGGUGCUGGUGCUGCUCUGUCGUUGGGAGCAGCAUCAGGAGCAGGAGCUACUACAACAACAAACUUACAGCACCAGCCUGCAUCAAAUAUACCAUCAAAUAUUGCCGCUGGACAAGGAUCAUUUAACCCAUUGGCAGAUCUCACCGGUGCACGUUAUGCUGGAUAUGCUCAGUUACCUUCUGCUUCGCUUUUUGGACCUGAUGGUGGAAUGAAUGCGAACGCACUAAAUCCAGAUGAGUUGAACUCGGUUAUGUCUAACCCAGCGUUUCAGGAACAAAUGAAUGCUAUGUUAUCAAAUCCACAGAUGUUGGACUUUAUGAUUCAACAGAAUCCUCAACUUAGAGCAAUGGGACCACAAGCUAGACAAAUGUUGCAGAGUCCGUUAUUUAGACAGAUGCUUACCAACCCCGAGUUGAUGAGAUCUGCCUUGCAGAUGGGGCAACUAGGUGGUGGUUCAGGUGGUAACCUCUUUGGCGGAGCAGCAGGCGGACUUGGCAGCAGCUUCCCAGCUCCAGGGGCUAACCCGACAACAGAGGGUGCAGCAAGUGAGACCUCAGAAGGUAGCGCCGAUAAUAGACAGGUUGGUACUAAUGCUAAUAGUGGUGGUGCUGCAGCAGCAAAUCCAUUUGCAGGGUUGUUCCCAAGCGGAGUACCACCUUUUGAUCCUGUGGCGUUAUUUGGAGGAAAUGCAGCCGGAGGAAAUAUUUUUGGACAACCAGCUGCUCCACAAGACAAUAGACCACCAGAAGAAAGAUAUGAGAGCCAAUUACAUCAAUUGAACGAUAUGGGUUUUUUUGAUUUCGAUAGAAACAUUGAAGCCUUGAGAAGGACAGGCGGAAGUGUACAAGGAGCUAUUGAAUAUUUGUUGAAUGGUAAUUAG
This is a messenger RNA of Lodderomyces oxycetoniae, 1149 nucleotides long. Its product is annotated as ubiquitin domain-containing protein DSK2. Lineage: Eukaryota; Fungi; Ascomycota; Pichiomycetes; Serinales; Debaryomycetaceae. The record is from RefSeq and is a predicted model, not a curated record. Gene Ontology annotation, biological process: ubiquitin-dependent protein catabolic process. Gene Ontology annotation, molecular function: polyubiquitin modification-dependent protein binding. The transcript has a single exon. Gene Ontology annotation, cellular component: cytosol. Bases 1 to 1149 code for a protein of 382 amino acids.